Messenger RNA from Vidua chalybeata, 678 nucleotides. RefSeq lists its product as uncharacterized. The record is from RefSeq and is a predicted model, not a curated record. The transcript has 3 exons. Lineage: Eukaryota; Metazoa; Chordata; Aves; Passeriformes; Viduidae. Bases 67 to 678 code for a protein of 203 amino acids.
UGCACUGCCUACUGCUUCUGCUUUUAUUUGCACAAAUGUUCAAAAGUGUCAGAGUGGCCAGACCUGAUGGAUUACCUGCCUGAAUGCACGCUCAUGACCCCAUGGUAUUUCUGGCAAGUGCCCAUCACGUGCCUGCCAGCAGCUGCAUGUGUGAAACACAACAAUCAGAUGCGCUGCCAGUCUGGGGAGCCUGAAGUUUUCCUGAGGCAGAAGCCUGAAGAUAUUGAGGGCUGUCAUUCAGUUCACGACAGAGCAGUGAACACAUUCCUUGUGGGAGCUCUGCACCAGAAGACGUUGCAAGCCCCUUCUCAGGAGGAAAGACAAGCACAGGCUGAAACACCCAAGCUGCAGUCAGUGGCAGAACAGGGCUCCAGGAAGGAUCAUGCCUCAUCAGUGGGUGUUGGCUUUCUAAGGCACCUAAAGUACUCUGCCAGAGUAAUUAGUAGUGAUCUGAAUCAGACAUCACUAUGUACACGUCUGUCUACAGUGGUGACAUGUUUCCUCAUACAUCUGCAGUCAACAGCAUUUUUGAGGUGGACACACUCCCUAGCCUGCAGUAAUCCCCUGCCUUGUGCUUGUUGUCACUCUGCACAGGAGUGUUUGUCCCAGAUAGAUCCUCGUGUUGUCUCCAUGUUGCUCUGGGAUCCCAGGCUAGCUGGGAGCGUCACUGAAAAGUGA